Messenger RNA from Cyprinodon tularosa, 2360 nucleotides. Its product is annotated as cytochrome b5 reductase 4. The transcript is spliced from 15 exons. The record is from RefSeq and is a predicted model, not a curated record. The coding region runs from base 469 to 2019 and encodes 516 amino acids. Lineage: Eukaryota; Metazoa; Chordata; Actinopteri; Cyprinodontiformes; Cyprinodontidae. Gene Ontology annotation, molecular function: oxidoreductase activity; heme binding. Gene Ontology annotation, cellular component: endoplasmic reticulum. Gene Ontology annotation, biological process: generation of precursor metabolites and energy; superoxide metabolic process.
UCAGGGACAGAAAGGCUCAUUUAAAGGGAAAUUCCGCUGAAAGGAACUCUGGUUUUAGUGCUGCUGCUUUCGGAAAUUGUGUAACAGAUGACGUAGCAGACGCAGUCGCGAUUUGUUGACGUCAGAGCCUGGGCCAUUUUGUAGUUUUCUUUACCGGAGAUAAGCUAAAACAAAUUAACUCGUAUUUGACCCUUAAAUAUAGAGUGACAGAUCUAUUUAAGAACUCAUGGUUACUUCUUUUACAUUCUACAUGUAUCUCCGUGUGACAGUUCUGACUAUUUAUCUUUAGUUCUAGUGAAUGUGGCCGUUUAGGCGUCAUGUAACCGUAGCCUAGCCUAGCCUAGCAUCAGGAUGUUUCAUCACAGCGCUGGGAGCAGCCGGACCGUCUAACCCCUCCGCCGCCGCUGCUGCUGCUGUGUUUGUCGGACAGGUUUCCUUCGGAGCUGGAGCUGCUUCCGACCCGCCUCCAUGUUGAACAUCCCCAGCCAGGCGUUCCCAGCGCCGGGCUCCCAGCAGAGGGUCGCCCCGUCCGGACAGUCCGGGAGAAACAAGGUGGCCCUGAAACCUGGACACAGUCUGAUGGACUGGAUCCGGUUCGCUAAGAGCGGGAAGGACCUGACAGGCCUGAGGGGGCGGCUGCUGGAGGUCACCCCAGAUGAGCUGCAGAGGCACAACCGGAGGGAGGACUGCUGGACCUGCAUACGAGGGAUGGUUUACAACGUGACGCCCUACAUGGACUACCAUCCGGGUGGAGAAGAGGAGCUGAUGAAGGCAGCAGGGAUAGACGGCACCGACCUCUUUGACCAGGUCCAUCGCUGGGUGAACUAUGAGUCCAUGUUGAAAGAGUGCCUGGUUGGACGAAUGGCCACUAAACCUGCAGCAGCCGCUAAAGCCUUGGCUCCGCCUCUAUCAAGCCUGGCCCCGCCCUCUGCAGGCCCUCCUCCACCCAACAAAGACUCACGGCCUCGGUACGACUGGUUCCAGACGGAUGCAGCCGUUCAUCUGGUGGUUUACGCCAAGAGAAAGAUCCCCAGCUCAGGAUGCGUGACCGUCGACCUCAGAGCGGGAGUUCUUCGGCUGGAAGCUCUGCUGGGGAAACUCUCCUACCUGAUACAUUUACGUCUCGCUGACGAAGUUGAAGAAAAUGUUUCAGUCCGCUCUGCUUCCUCCGUGGGGAAGAUCCAGGUCUCCAUUCCCAAAGGAAGCAAAGCUAAAUGGACGAGCCUGGGUCAGCCGCUGGACUCUCACAACACCUUUCUAUGCAAGAAGGACCGAGGGCUCGUCUAUCGGGAAUGUUCGCUGGUGUCUAAAACCCAGGUCAACUACAACACCCGGGUUUUCAGGCUGCAGUUUCCACGAGGGACCGUCAUGCAUGUGCCUGUAGGGAAACACGUCUACCUCAAAGCUGUGGUUGAAGGUGCUGAGGUGGUGAGGCCGUACACCCCAGUGGACCAGAGUCUGGUUGCUGCUUCGCCGCCGUCCUCCCAGGGGUCCGACCUCUACCUCAUGGUCAAAGUCUACCCUGAUGGCGUCCUCAGCCCGUACCUGGACAGCCUGCAGAUCGGUGAAAAUGUCUCGGUCAGCGGUCCGGAGGGUCCUUUCAGUCUCCGCCCCCUGCGUGAUGUCACUCACCUCUACCUGUUGGCAGCAGGGACAGGAUUCACGCCGAUGGCUCGUCUCAUCAGCCUGGCGCUGCGGGAAAGUGACUCCAUCAGCAAAAUACAGCUGCUGUUCUUCAACAAGAGGGAGGAGGAUGUGCUGUGGCGCCACCAGCUGGACGAUCUGGCAGCUAAAGAGGAACGCUUUCAGGUGGAGCACGUCCUCUCAGAGCCGUCUGACAGCUGGAGCGGCAGGAGGGGUCGGGUGGAUGAGGCCGCGCUGACGGCCUUCCUCCUCAGGCCGCAUGGAUCCAGAUGUUACGCUUGUGUUUGUGGUCCUUCUGGCUUCACAGAGCAAACCACCGGACUGUUGAAGCGGCUGGGCUUCAGCGAGGAGGAAUACCACGCCUUCCAGGGCUGACAAGCUCCGCCCCCCAGAGAGAAAAACAGAAGUCUUUUAUUUAUAACGACGGUUGUUGGAGGAUAAAGAGGCUGCAGGUCCGACCGCCGAGCUCCUACAGGCAGCGGGAACAUGGCCGCCUGCCGCUGAUGGAAACAGCAGCAUGACUUUCUGCUAAAAAGACUUUUCUAUAUAAAGAAAGAUGGUUUCUUCACAGCUGAUGUUUCUCCAGAUGUUGGUGCGAUUGUUCUUCGUCCUCUGGUGCUUCUGUCUAAUCAGGACUCUUUAAACUGUCUCAGGUCUCCUUAUUUAGUCGGGUUUCUAUUAAUAACUCUUUGCCUAAUAAAAGAAAAUGAACAUCU